AAAUAUAUGGGUGUUUUCAGAGGGUAAGGCAGAGGGUUUUGAGAAAGAAAGUGGGAAAUGAUGGGAAGGCCACCCUGUUGCGAGAAAGUGGGCGUGAAGAAAGGGCCAUGGACUCCCGAGGAAGAUAUCAGCUUGGUUUCUUACAUUCAACAACAUGGACCUGGUAACUGGAGAUCCGUUCCAACCAACACUGGCCUGCUAAGAUGCAGUAAGAGCUGCAGGCUGAGAUGGACUAAUUACCUCCGCCCAGGCAUCAAGCGUGGCAACUUCACUGAUCAUGAAGACAAGAUGAUAAUUCACCUCCAAGCUCUUUUGGGCAACAGAUGGGCAGCCAUAGCUUCCUACCUUCCCCAAAGAACGGACAACGAUAUAAAGAACUAUUGGAACACCCACUUGAAAAAAAAGCUGAAAAGGGUGCAAUCAGGGACUGAUGGUGGUGCCCAAGAUCGGUUCACACCCUCACAGACCAGUACACUCUGUAAAGGGCAGUGGGAAAGAAGGCUCCAAACGGAUAUUCACACAGCCAAAAGAGCUCUUUGUGAAGCUCUAUCCCUUGACAAACAAAACCCAUUUGGAAUCAUAGAGGAUUCAAAACCCCAAACUGACAAUCCGAUCCUCCAAUCACCGCCGCCGCCGCCGCCACCAACAACAACUACUUCCCCAUAUGCAUCAAGCGCUGAGAACAUCGCCAGAUUGCUUGAGAAUUGGAUGAAGAAGUCACCAGAAAAGUCAUCAGAAAUUACAACACAAGCUUGCGUGAGCGAGGGAUCACAGAGUGCAACAAAUUGCAACAACUCACCAGAUGGGCCCACCUUGGAUGAUUCCAGCUGCUUUUUGAAUUUCAACAAUACUUCUUCAACCUCAACGGCAAAUCAAGAAGUCCCUCUUACUUUUCUGGAGAAGUGGCUGUUUGACGAUGCAGCUUUGGCUAAUGUUCAUGCCGAUCAGGACUUCGUUAGCGUGUCAUUAGAAGCUCAAACUGAAGGUUUGUUUUAAUUUUGGUUAAAUUAGCAAUGUUGCGUCUUUGGUUUGCACAGCUUCUA
Molecule: messenger RNA, 1043 nt
Organism: Cucurbita maxima (winter squash)
Lineage: Eukaryota; Viridiplantae; Streptophyta; Magnoliopsida; Cucurbitales; Cucurbitaceae
Product: myb-related protein 306-like
Exons: 3
Coding region: 58-996 (312 amino acids)
Biological process (GO): response to auxin
Source: RefSeq, a predicted model, not a curated record